AUGGAAGGAAGAAGAGUCUUGGUAACGAAGAAGAACAUCAUCUUCUUCUUCGUCAUUAGUUUAUUAGGUUGGAACCCAGAGCUAUCGGAAGCUCAAAUGGCGCCAGCGCUAUUUAUUUUUGGAGACUCCCAAGUAGAUGUAGGAAACAAUAACCACCUCCUUCUCUCCAUUGCCAAGGCAGAUUUUCCCCACAAUGGUAUCGAUUUUGCCAGACAACAACCGACCGGUAGAUUCUCCAACGGCAAGAAUGCAGCAGAUUUUCUAGCUAAAAAAAUAGGGUUAUCAAGUUCACCAGCAUAUCUUUCCUUGUCAGAUGAGACGCAUGCAUCGUACAUGAACGGUGUUAACUUUGCCUCCGGUGGUUCCGGAAUCUUGAACAGCACGGGUUAUUAUGGAAAAUCCAUCCGUCUGACGGAACAGAUACACAACUUCUUCAAGGUACAUCAAGUCAUGGUGCAGAAGAUGGGGUCUAAUGGUGUAGAAAAGCAUUUUUCCAAGUCUCUUUUCGUCAUCGUCACAGGUAGCAAUGACAUCCUCGAUUGCUUUGAAUCUGAAUCCAAAGAUGAAACGGGAAAGCCACGGGAACUUGUGGAUUUGAUGAUUAACUACAUGAAAUCACACGUUAAGAAAUUAUACGAAUUCGGUGCCCGUAAAGUUCUAGUAGCCGGUGUUGGAGCAGUAGGAUGUGUACCGAGACUAAGACUGAGGAGCAAAACCCAUGAAUGCGAUGAAGAAGUCAACUCGUGGGCUGCUAAAUACAAUGAACAACUUAAAGCAACGUUAGUGGAGCUGAAAUCAGAACUUCAAGACCUAAACUACUCGUUCUUUGAUUUGCAUGCUAUCAUGCAAAAUAUCAUCCGAAAUCCAACUGCUCACGGGUUUAAAGAGGUCAAAGCUGCCUGUUGUGGAAUUGGCGUACUGAGAGCUAAAAUCCCUUGUUUGCCAAUUUCAUUAUAUUGUCCGAACAGGAAAAAUCAUGUUUUCUGGGAUUUGUAUCAUCCAACGGAAGCGAUGGCUCGCAUUGUAGCGGAUGCCAUUUUCGAUGGUCCUUCAGAGUAUUCUGUCCCUAUGAAUGUUAGGCAGUUAGUUUUAGCUUAGCUGGC
Molecule: messenger RNA, 1103 nt
Organism: Hibiscus syriacus
Lineage: Eukaryota; Viridiplantae; Streptophyta; Magnoliopsida; Malvales; Malvaceae
Product: GDSL esterase/lipase At5g55050-like
Exons: 5
Coding region: 1-1098 (365 amino acids)
Molecular function (GO): hydrolase activity, acting on ester bonds
Source: RefSeq, a predicted model, not a curated record